Rattus norvegicus (Norway rat) is the source of this 2746-nucleotide messenger RNA. NCBI's taxonomy places the organism in Eukaryota, Metazoa, Chordata, Mammalia, Rodentia, Muridae. The record is from RefSeq and is a predicted model, not a curated record.
GAGUGGCCUAAGGGUAAGGGUAAACACGACUCCUUUCAGUUGAGUCAACCUCACCGGGCGGGCCUUGUUUGUCCUCCUCUUGCUUCCGAACACUAGUGGAUGUGAAUACGAACAGCAAAUGUGAGGGAGGGAGGACGGACCCUUUGCACCUAAUUGCAUUCUUUGGGAACUCCGCCUGUCCCAUUCGGCCAAUAUUAGCCUUGUGGCGCAGAGCUCCGACGGCUUCCAGAGCUCACCAGCUCCAGCUUCGUGGGUUCUGCCCGGCUGAACGGCCAGUCCCAUAGCCGACAGUCUUGAGUGCCUCCCCUCCAACCCUGCGCCGCCAGAAGGAGGAGGCAGUGGAGAGGCCGCGGCAGGCAGGCGAGCAGGCAGGGCCGGCUUUGAUGUGGGCGCGGCGCACCCAGCCGCGCUGAGCGCCCGUCCGGCCGCGCCCCGAGGGGGGAGCCCCCGGGCCCCGCAUCCUCAUUGUGCCGGCGCGGGCCCGGGCCCGCCCCUGGCCCCCCGCCCCCUCGCCGCCCGCGCGUAGAAAACGCCCCGGCCGCCGCCAGCGGUGGGAGGCGGCGAUGUGCACGGCCGGAGAGACACGGAGGAGGAGACAUGAGCCGGCGGGCGCCCAGACGGAGCGGCCGUGACGCGUUCGCACUGCAGAUGCGCGCCCCAGCCUCGGAGCGCUGACCCCGGUCCCGCCAGCCUCGCGCCCCGGCCGCGGCGCCUCAGCCGCAGUCCCCGCCGUGCAUGCUGCCCCUGGACUGAACCGGCUGCCCACGUCCCGCGAACGCCCAGACGGCCCUCCCGUCCGCCCGCUUCAGUCCAGCUUCCCCGCACCGGCCGGGCGCCUCCCGCACCGCGGUCGCCCCACAGCCCCCGCGCCGGCUCGGAGGGCGCAGCGCUCGGGAGGAGCCGCGCGGGGCGCUGAUGCCGCAGGGCGCGCCGCGGAGCGCCCCGGAGCAGCAGAGUCUGCAGAAGCAGCCGGCGAGGAGGGAGCAGCAGCAGCAGCGGCGGCGGCGGCGGCGGCGGCGGCGGAGGCGCCCGGUCCCGGCCGCGGGGAGCGGACAUGUGCAGGCUGGGCUAGGAGCCGCCGCCUCCCCCCCCGCCCCGCGAUGUAUUCAGCGCCCUCCGCCUGCACUUGCCUGUGUUUACACUUUCUACUGCUGUGCUUCCAGGUUCAGGUGUUGGCAGCCGAGGAGAACGUGGACUUCCGCAUCCAUGUGGAGAACCAGACUCGGGCUCGCGAUGAUGUGAGUCGGAAGCAGCUGCGCUUGUACCAGCUCUACAGCAGGACCAGUGGGAAGCACAUUCAAGUCCUGGGCCGUAGGAUCAGUGCCCGUGGCGAGGACGGGGACAAGUAUGCUCCUAGUGGAGACGGAUACCUUCGGGAGUCAAGUCCGGAUCAAGGGCAAAGAGACAGAGUUCUACCUGUGUAUGAACCGAAAAGGCAAGCUCGUGGGGAAGCCUGAUGGUACUAGCAAGGAGUGCGUGUUCAUUGAGAAGGUUCUGGAAAACAACUACACGGCCCUGAUGUCAGCCAAGUACUCAGGCUGGUACGUGGGCUUCACCAAGAAGGGGCGGCCUCGCAAGGGUCCCAAGACCCGCGAAAACCAGCAAGAUGUGCACUUCAUGAAGCGUUACCCCAAGGGACAGACUGAGCUGCAGAAGCCCUUCAAGUACACCACAGUUACUAAGCGAUCCCGGCGGAUCCGCCCCACUCACCCCGGCUAGGUCCGGUCACACUCACCCCCCCAGAGAACUACGUCAGAGGAAUAUUUUUACAUGAAAAAUAAGGAAAAAAAUCUCUAUUUUUGUACAUUGUGUUUAAAAGAAGACAAAAACUGAACCUAAAAGUCUUGGGGGGAGGGGUGAUAUGAUUCCACUGUUGACCUGAACCCCAUGACGAAGGACUCACACAAGGGGACCACUGUCAACCCACAGGUGCUUGCCUCUCUCUAGGAGGUGACAAUUCAAAACUCAACCCCAGAGGAGGACUUGAACGAGAAAACUGACGCUGCGAGAAACCAAAGUCCUUUCCCCCCCAAAGGUUCUGAAAGCAAACAAAACAAAAACAAAAACAAAAAAAAAAAAAAGGAAAAGUAGUGCCCUACCCCCACCCCCUCCCUGCCCCAGACUCCAACAAGAAUCGCUCUCUGGUUUGCAGUCAUUUAUUUAUUGUCCACUGCAAGCUGUCCCGCGACACCGCGCAGGGAAGGCGCCCCUGAGAAUUCUCCGCGCCUCGACCUUCCGACGACAGACGCCUCGUCCAAUCAUGGUGGCCUGCCUUGCCCGCAGUUCUGGAGGAUGCUGCUAUGGACCUUCCGUGACUCACGUGACCUAGUACACCAAUGAUAAGGGAAUAUUUUAAAACCAGCUAUAUUAUAUAUAUUAUAUAUAUAAGCUAUUUAUUUCACCUCUCUGUAUAUUGCAGUCUCAUGAACCAAGUAUUACUGCCCCAACAAUUAAAAACAACCCACAAAUUAUUUAAAAAAAAAAAAAAAGCAAACCGGUGAAGAGUGUGGUGGCUGGGGACAGGGCUUGGGGCAGGGCCGUCUCUGGUGCUUCCUUUCUCUCGGUGUUUAAUGCUGACUGCUGGGGCCAUUAUCAUGCAUUUGCUUUUCAUUCAACAUGGUGGUUGUGUGUUGGGGCACACUAUUCAAGGCAUUGAGCAGGCAACCUCCCAGCAGAUGGGAAUCGCUGGAGAAAUUAGGUUCCCAGUGUCCCUGAUAAAGCAAUAAACCCAGCCAUUUGUUCACAA